Molecule: messenger RNA, 4887 nt
Organism: Octopus sinensis (East Asian common octopus)
Lineage: Eukaryota; Metazoa; Mollusca; Cephalopoda; Octopoda; Octopodidae
Product: monocarboxylate transporter 6-like
Exons: 5
Coding region: 697-2256 (519 amino acids)
Biological process (GO): transmembrane transport
Molecular function (GO): monocarboxylic acid transmembrane transporter activity
Source: RefSeq, a predicted model, not a curated record
AAAACAAAGAGAAACGAAAAGUAUUGUGAAAAAUAACAAGCGAAAAUUAAAAUAAUAAAAAAGAAAAUCAACUGGAGGAAGGUCCGCGCUAAAUACUUAGCGGAAAAAUAUAUAUAUUUUUACGUUUUUAUGUUUUUGUGUUCGCCUCUUAGGUUAAUGUAAGAAGCGUGCUUUGUUAGUUGCUGUGGUGUGGUUUUAUGUAAUUUUAUAUGAGAUAUUUGUCGAAAGGAGGCUUCAAGUAAAGAGUUAUUAACAACAAGAAGAAAGCGAAAAUAGGUAUAAAUAUAUUAAAUAAACGAAAAGAAGCAGGAACUACGUCAAAUUCGAAGGUAAAGUUAUUGUGCGGAUGCAAAAAAUAUCGACAAUUAAUACACUAUAUGUCUAUAUAUAUAGAACGACAUUGCACACUAACAUCAUUUAUAUAUGUGUGUGUUGGCGACUAAACGUGGAUUAUAUACGCGCAUAUAUACUUCAUACACGCACAUACAUAUAUAGUAUUUAUGCGAUGUUUUAUAUCUUCAAUAUGUACAAAUGUUUUGUAUCUUCAAUAUAUAAUUCAUAAAUCACUCACUAUAAUUAUCAACUUAAAUUAUCGACUAAAAUCUGUAAUUUAAGCAUUUGAACAAAAUAACGAAAUUAUACAAGAAAUAACUACAGAAGUCCAAGUAGAAAGAAGCGGAUAAAAACGUCGAAAAAAUGGUAAAUGAAAAAUUUCCAGAAAAUUCCUGGUCUGACAACCCAGCAGAUGCAGAACAAUUCAGUGAUGAAGGAGGUGAAGAUGAUGCCAAUGAGAAUCAUACCUCGUCGUGGUCGCCUUACGAAGACCCAUAUCAACGACCGAGCCAAGUCAGUCAGAAGCUGAUCCCGAAUCAUUCGCUGACGACAUCGAAGAUAUCGUUCUUGGCAUCACUCGACGAUGUGUGUGAGAUUGAUAAGGAGAAACAGCAGAACAUAAAGAAGGGCUUCAGCUUGUUUGAAGGGAUGUUGCUGGUCAUGAUGUCACUGAACCUUUUCAUGAUGAUGGGGUUCCUUGGCUGCAUGGGGCUCUUCUACAUCGAACUGCUCGACGAAUUCCAUCUCACCCGCUCCAUUGCCUCGAUGGUUGUAUCCGUACCCUGGGGAUUUGCCUUUGGAAGUGGAAUCCUAACUGGUCUCCUCAUCAACCGAUUUCCAUGUGGGUUAAUUAUCGUCUUUGGUUCCCUCAUGAUGUCCAGUGGAAUCAUUGCCAGUUCCUUUGCCUCCAACAUCAUCUCCCUUAUUGUCACUCUGGGCAUCUUUUCUGGAAUUGGCGGCAGUUUUAUCUUCAUUUCUUCGUUCAUUGGAACUGGAUUGUAUUUCGGUCAGAGAGGCUCGUAUGCCAUUGCCAUUGUAUCUGUGUCCGUCCCGCUGGGAUUUCUACUCUACCCACUUCUCGCAACAGUCCUCAUCUCAGAAUUCACUUGGCGUGGUGCCAUGCUAAUCCUUGGUGCCAUUUCUUUGAACAGUGUACCUUUUGGAAUUAUCAUUUGGCGGGCAAAACUGAGACUCAAAAGUGAAGAAACUGUUUUGGAUGUUAAAGCAAGCUCCAUUGAUAAUUUCGGCAGCGUCCUCUCCAUCCACAAGAAUGAUAUCACCAUGAAGUUAUGUAAAGACAUUUUCGCAGAUAAGAAAUUUUGGGUGUUCCUACUCGGAAUCACCUUGUUAUUUUCUCUGGUGACUCUAAUCUUCAACCAAUUGACCGAUUUCUGUAUAGAACUUGGCUAUAAAUCAGUUGCAAGCAUGGCUUUGACUUUCUUCAACAUCCCAUCGUUCUUUGGACGGGUCAGCUGCAGUCUGUUGCUCCGAUUUACAAGAAUCACUACACCCGUAGUCUUUGCCGUGACCCUCACUCUGUUUGGAUUGACAGUGUCCCUGGUGUCAGUUGCAUACAAUUUCCAAAGCAUCAUCGCCAUAAUCACCAUAGCAGGUUUCUUCCAAGGACCUGCCACAGGUAUCUACACAUGUGUAAUUAUUGAGAUUAUAGGAUUUCAAAGAGCUGCCAUGGCUCAAGGUGUAACAGAUACCACCUACGGAUUAGCAACAAUCCUCGUGGGAUAUAUAGCAGGUCUUAUUAGCGAAGUGACCAGAUCCUACAAGAACGGUUUCCUUCUCUUCGGCAUCUUGGCAGCGGCCAGUGGGGUCAUUCUGUGUGUUUACUUGCUGGUCAGUAAGUGCCGGAGUGGAUCUGACCAGUCGGAAUCAACAACAGACACCAACGUCAAACCUGUUCAUGUCUAACGGACUUUUAUUACCAUGACAACAGAAACAUUUACAAGACAUUUCACUCCCCUCUUCUCCGUCCCCUAACUGACAUCAUUAAUUAAUGAUCGUUAGCCAGAUUGAAAACAAAUCCACACUGACUCAUUUGGAUUCAUAUAUUUUUUUUUUCUUUUUUGUUACUUUAUUUGUUGUUGUUUGAUAUCUAUAUACACCCAUGUAUAUACACAUACUUUAUAUAUUUUUAUCACACUUAAUAGUAAAAGUCCGUUAUUCAUCAUUAACCAUUAACGAUAAUGGUUAUGACGAAGGUUCAAUAGAAUCAGAAAAUACAGUUUUUUUUAGAAAUUCUGAGCCAACAUCCGGCCAAGAUAGACGAGGUCAAUGAAAUAUGAGCCUACUGAGUUUUGAACCUCUGUAUCAUUGUCUCACCCUACUGAACGUCAGUACUCCAGUAUAACCAUAGUGUAACAACAGACUAGCAAAACAACAAAAUCUAUUACCAGUGGCAGCAAAUGUGCUUCAUUUGUGGCCCGCCUUAGUGGAUCACUGAUUCCAUACUUCUAGAUGUGUGUGUGUGUGUAUAUAUGCAUUAUAUGCAACUUGAGCAGGAUCAGAUUAAAAUAGUCAUGUGUAUAUCAUAUUCAAUGCAGAUACAUUUCAUUGUGGCCAGUGUGUGUGUAUGUAUAUAUGCAUUAUAUACAACUGAUUAAAAUAGUCAUCUGUAUAUCAUAUUCAGUGCAGAUACAUUUCAUUGUGGCCAGUGUGUGUGUAUGUAUAUAUGCAUUAUAUACAACUUGAGCAGGAUUAGAUUAAAAUAGUCAUGUGUAUAUCAUAUUCAAUGCAGAUACAUUUCAUUAUGGCCAGUGUGUGUGUAUGUAUAUAUGCAUUAUAUACAACUUGAGCAGGAUUAGAUUAAAAUAGUCAUCUGUAUAUCAUAUUCAAUGCAGAUACAUUUCAUUGUGGCCAGUGUGUGUGUAUGUAUAUAUGCAUUAUAUACAACUUGAGCAGGAUUAGAUUAAAAUAGUCAUCUGUAUAUCAUAUUCAAUGCAGAUACAUUUCAUUGUGGCCAGUGUGUGUGUAUGUAUAUAUGCAUUAUAUACAACUUGAGCAGGAUUAGAUUAAAAUAGUCAUGUGUAUAUCAUAUUCAAUGCAGAUACAUUUCAUUGUGGUCAGUGUGUGUGUAUGUAUAUAUGCAUUCUAUGCAACUUGAGCAGGAUUAGAUUAAAAUAGUCAUCUGUAUAUCAUAUUCAAUGCAGAUAUAUUUCAUUGUGGCCAGUGUGUGUGUAUGUAUAUAUGCAUUCUAUGCAACUUGAGCAGGAUUAGAUUAAAAUAGUCAUCUGUAUAUCAUAUUCAAUGCAGAUAUAUUUCAUUGUGGUCAGUGUGUGUGUAUGUAUAUAUGCAUUAUAUACAACUUGAGCCGGAUCAGAUUAAAAUAGUCAUCUGUAUAUCAUAUUCAAUGCAGAUACAUUUCAUUGUGGCCAGUGUGUGUGUAUGUAUAUAUGCAUUCUAUGCAACUUCAGCAGGAUUAGAUUAAAAUAGUCAUCUGUAUAUCAUAUUCAAUGCAGAUACAUCUUGGAGCUAAUCAACAGCAGCUUUUUCGUCCUAUAUUUAUGGACUGCCAUAUUAGCUUGGCAAUAACUAUUAAUAUCCAGCACCGCUGCCUUAGUCUCCUUUACAGAGACUUAGAAAUAAUAAUAUUUCUAUAUAUAUAUGUAUAUAUAAUGUGUACAGAGAGAGAGUUUACGUGAUUGACCAGACUAUUAGAUGUUGUUACACAUCACUGGUCACAAUGCACUUUUCAUCAUUUUAGCUUUCGAAUGAUGCCACCUUGCUGGCUAGACAAGCAGGCCAACAUUCCCCCCUCAUUGGAAGGUUAGUCCAUUUCAGAUAAGUAGACUCAAGUAACGUGAAAUGAAGUCUCUUGCUCAAGAGCAUAAUGUACAGCCAGUUGAUCAAUCAAAUCCAAGUCCUAGCAACCAUGAACGCAACACCCUAACCAUUAGGCCAUAUAUCUUUGUGUGUGUAUGUCUGUCUUCAUCUUUUGCCCUCCAUUCUUCCCAAGUGCUAACAGCCACCAAACCCAUUGAAAUAGUUCACCACAAAGUGUGUUGUACCUGUCUAAGUAUAGGACCCUAUCUUACAACACCUGGUGAAAAUCAUCCAUCUUCACCAGCAAAACACUCAGUUACUCACAAUGACAAUACCUGAAAUUUAACUUUCUCUUUCACUCACCAGAUUAUAACGACCAUGCCUUUUUAAGUUCCUUGCCAAGGUCUGUUAACCUUACAACUUAGCAUUCCUCGUCUGAAAUACCUUGGGAUGUAGUGAGUGCUCCAGGCAAUAAUGACUACCAAUCACAUUUUCAAACAGCUCAAGCCAUCCCCCUCUCAGUUGAUAUGUAUGAAAACACACUGUGUACUCCAGCCUAACAAUUCGCAGGGCCUUUUCAAAUACUACCACAUCCCAUACUUCCUUCACUGACCUUUAGACUUUGCCUACAUGUAGGUAUAGUCAGUUGGUUAAGGAGUUUCAGGUUCAAUCCCACCUUAUGACACUUUUGGCAAAUGUCUUCUAAUUUAGCCCCAGGCCAACCAAUGCCCUGUGAAUGAAUUUGGUAGGUGGAAACUGGAUGGAAGCCCAUCACAUAUG